Molecule: messenger RNA, 1573 nt
Organism: Notolabrus celidotus (New Zealand spotty)
Lineage: Eukaryota; Metazoa; Chordata; Actinopteri; Labriformes; Labridae
Product: leukotriene B4 receptor 1-like
Exons: 1
Coding region: 68-1087 (339 amino acids)
Biological process (GO): G protein-coupled receptor signaling pathway
Cellular component (GO): membrane
Molecular function (GO): G protein-coupled receptor activity
Source: RefSeq, a predicted model, not a curated record
ACUUGCUUUUGCAGCAGUUGGUUUUUCCUUUCAAGUUGACUCAACUGUCAGAACACACACUUGGAACAUGAACCUCUCCUACAAGCUGUCUUCUUCGGAGAAAAUGGUCACUGAUGGAUUUGAAGGUGGGACAGUGGUGGCUUGUGUGAUCCUGGGCCUGUCGUUUUUGGUAGGAACUCCUGGGAACCUGCUAGUGAUCUGGACCAUCUUGAGACAGAUCAUGCAGAGAUCCCACACAGUUGUGCUCAUGCUGCAUUUAGCUGUUGCUGACCUGCUGGUCCUCAUCACCUUGCCUCUGUGGAUCUACUCUCUAGUUUACUCGUGGGUGUUGGGUGAGGCUCUCUGCAAGACUUUGGUUUACAUUGUGAGUGUGUGUAUGUUCAGCAGCAUCUUCUUCAUCACUCUGUUGAGCAUAGAGCGCUUCUUGGCCAUCUGUCAUCCGUUUCUGAUGAUGCGCUGGAAGACCAAGAGUGCUAUGAACAGAUGUCUGAUAUUUUUGUGGAUCCUCGCUUUGCUUCUCGGAGCGAUUUCUUUACUGACCCACCCUAUGGAUGCCAGUGAUGGAACUGAGCAGUGUUUCAUCAAAGAAUUCAGCUCUAGCACUCAAGCAAUCAUCUUGUUAUCUCUGGAGACCAUUCUGGGCUUUGUAGUCCCUUUUAUCACUUUAAGUGUCUGUUACUGUCUUGUUGUGGCCCAGCUAAGGAAAAUGAGGUUCAACUCCAAACAGAAAUCCAUGCGACUUGUGCACAGUGUGGUGAUAGCCUUUAUUCUGUGCUGGUUACCUCACCAUGUCAUCAAUUUAAUUGAUCUGUACUGCAUCCUAAGACCAGACACAGAGCAUGAUUGUGUAGCACAGGGUGUUGUCUUCACCUCAGGGGCACUUGUUUUCAUCAGCAGCUCAGUGAACCCUGUGUUGUAUGCCUUCUUCGCCAGAAACUUACAAGGAAGUUUCGAGGAGUCUCGUCUUGUCCGGCUGUUUCAGGAAAUGGCCAGUCACACACAAAGGCUGAUGGAGCUGGUAGUACAACAUCAGACAGGCCAGAGGGCAGCAAAUACACAGAUAGAGCUAAUGUCCGCGCCUGUGUAAAGAAACACUGAAGCCAGGAUGAUGUGAAGAUUCGACAUGUGUCUCGUUUAUCAGACUAAACUUUUUCAUGAUGGACUAAUUUUCAUUUUGACCUACAGAUGUGAACGAAUGUACCCUUUAAAACAGUGCUUACAACUGCAAUGUAUUUUAAUGAUCAUCAUUAACUUUUACCAUCUUCUCUGUUGUACAGUAGCCUACAUUUACUCCUAGUUGUCCCUGAGAGCAUACACAUGACUGUAAUAUCUAUAGCCUAUGUUUCCACAAUGUGAUGGUAGGUUUUUAUUUAUGUAGCCUACCUUAAGUUGGGUGCUGGCAGCAGGUUGCUUCCAGAAUGUCAGCUAUUUUGUAGAGUAUAGUAGUGAGCUGCUAUCUACUGUCUUUUGCCUGCCCUACUGUAGUUCAGGUUUACCCUCUCAGUUUUAGUAAUAUUUGAGAGUGAUUUUGUUUUUUACAGUUUUUUGUAAGUAAACUCUUUUCAAAACUCAA